This is a messenger RNA of Paraglomus brasilianum, 2787 nucleotides long. The record is from the annotation of a GenBank genome assembly. NCBI's taxonomy places the organism in Eukaryota, Fungi, Glomeromycota, Glomeromycetes, Paraglomerales, Paraglomeraceae.
AUGUCUACAACCACAAGACAACAUGAGCAUCCCGAGCUGAAGGAACUUCCACAAGGUGUGGGAAAUUACGUGGCAGGCCCAGAGAUCGGACGGGGCUCAUUCGCGACUGUAUAUAAAGGACAUCACAAGAAGAUAUUUCCUCUAAUACUUCCCUCUCACAUGUACACCGUGUCUGUACAGGCAACCCGCGAAGUAGUGGCAAUAAAAUCUGUCGUACUCUUAAAAUUAAACAGAAAACUUCUGGAGAAUCUCGAGUCAGAAAUAAGUAUACUCAAAGGAAUGCGACACAACCAUAUCGUCCACCUAGUCGACUGCCAGAAAUCCGAAACUCAUAUUCACUUAAUAAUGGAAUACUGUUCCAUGGGUGAUCUGUCGAAUUAUAUCAAAAGGCGCAGAGAUGCAUCUGUUUCAGGAACAGUAUCACAUACGCGAUCUAAUGCGCCUAUAGGGCUUAGUGAGCAUGUUGUACGCCAUUUUUUAAAGCAGCUAGCGAACGCGUUGGGUUUUCUUCGAUCACAAAAUCUCAUUCAUAGAGAUAUCAAACCACAGAAUCUUCUCCUACAACCUCCAUCUCCAAAUCCAGACCCAACGCUGAUCGGUUCACCGGACCUUCCAAUCCUCAAAAUUGCCGAUUUCGGCUUUGCUCGUUUCCUACCAAACGCCAGCUUAGCCGAGACACUUUGCGGAUCGCCGUUAUACAUGGCGCCCGAGAUUCUCCGCUAUGAAAAGUAUGAUGCCAAAGCCGAUCUCUGGUCCGUCGGCGCAGUGCUAUAUGAAAUGGCUACUGGCAGACCACCAUUCAGGGCUCAAAAUCAUAUUGAUUUGUUGAAAAAAAUCGAACAGGGAGAAGACAAUAUUAAAUUCCCAGGCGAUUCGCCCGCUACAUAUAAUGUCGGCAAUACGGAUGGGGCCAGUAAAGCUACCUUAAAAGGGAAAGUACCUGCGCAUCCAGGGAUAAGCGAAGAACUAAAAGAUUUAAUAAGACAUGUACUUAAACAAAACCCGGUGGAAAGAAUAUCAUUCGAAGAAUUCUUCAUGCAUCCCUGCGUGUUAGGAGACAUUUACCCGCGACAGGCGGGCUCUUCUCGGAUAAAACAGUCUGAACAUCGUAACCCGUUACCCGCUACAGAUAAGUCUUCUCGUCACGUACGAGACCGGUCUAUAUCUUCACCAGCAUUGGUCGGCUAUCAGGAUGAAUCUGAAAGGAGGGAGAAGGAGAGAGUGCCGACCGGGGGGAAAAAUGGGCGGAUAAGAGAUAGUGGAGGGAAGGGAUUGGCAACAUUGGGUGGCGCGAUUGGAAGGAAAGUGUCAAAAGAAAAUGUCAGGCAGCAACAACAAUCAUCGCAGCAGCCUGGAUAUUCGCGCGCUCACCGUCAUCAGCAAAACCCUCCGGGUACAUAUAAUUACCAUUCCCAAAAUUCUCCAACCGAUCGCCUCUCUUCUUCGCCCCAUCGCCAUCUCGCCGAAAUGCAACGGUCAUCCUACAAUCGUUCCCCUUCUCCUUCCUUACUUGUUCAACAGGCAAGCCAAUAUAUUGAUUUUUCCAAAAGGCGGUCAUAUAGUGAUAGCAUUUCAAAUGGCUCAAAUGGAGUGAACGGCGAACGUAACGGAAAUGUGAUACAUGGAGGAAAUAACAUUGAUCAAACUGACGAUAGUUGCCUCCGUCGUCGCGAUGAAGAGAUUGCAUUCGAGCGAGAGUAUGUCGUGAUUGAUCCAAGCCAGAUUGAUGUUAAUGCUUUUGCUGAUGAACUUGCAGCAUCUCCCAAAACGAACCCAAUUGGCAUACGUCGCAACCGUAAACACUCUUCCUCCUCUUCUGGUUCUUCUGCACCACACACGCAAGGAUAUCCGAUCUUUGACUUCCAAAAUCGCCAUGCACAACCGAUACCAACCAACACAACUUACCUCUCUACGACUCCACCGUUUGCAAUAUCUACUAGUUCUGAGAAAUUGGAAUCAGCCGGAAGCUCGGGAAGUGGAGCGUUGGCAGAGGCAUUAUCGAUUGCAGGGAAGAGAUUGUUUGGAAGUAGUAAUUCACCACCAAAGUUUGGAGGAAAAGAAGCUAGGAGGAAGUCGAAUGCCAUUAUGUUACCAGACGAAGACAUUGAUCCGAAAGAGGAAGCAGUAGUGAAAAUCAUACAAGAUGCUGCGAACAAAGCAUAUGUAGUCUACCGGUUUGCCGACAGCAAAUUCCAUCAACUGCUCCCUCCACUUCCAACCGCAAGUAGUAUAACCUUGGCUGAAAGUCCAGUCACAUCUCCCGAGGUUACAGCUGUCCUAGCAGAAGAAGCACUGGCUCUCUAUCUAAGAGCAUUAAGCAUACUUCAAUCAGCAAUGAACACUGCGAAAGAUCAUUGGAAUGGGUUACCCGAGUAUUCUGGACACAAGACAGUCUCACAUAAAUUUAAUAUGGCUGUUCAAUGGGUCCGUGUUCGGUUUAACGAAUGUUUGGAAAGAGCCGAGUAUGCCAAGUCCAAAUGUCGCACUGAUGAUGAGAAUGCUGCGGAGGUGUUUCCGGAGAAGCUUUUGUAUGAUAAAGCAUUAGAAAUGAGUCGGUCAGCUGCUGUUAUUGAAUUGGUAGGGGAAGAUCUCACUACAUGUGAGCGCACUUACCAGAAUGCCAUUUAUAUGCUAUGUGCUAUUCUGGAUUGCCAAGAUGAUGAAGAGGGGAUGGAUGAAGAAGAUAAACAAAUAUUAAACAAACUUAUAAUCUCAAUUCAAAAUCGCCUUGUAUCUUUACAAAAGAAACUUUCGCAACCAGCACAUGAUGAAACACUUGCAGCGUAA